Molecule: messenger RNA, 594 nt
Organism: Engraulis encrasicolus (European anchovy)
Lineage: Eukaryota; Metazoa; Chordata; Actinopteri; Clupeiformes; Engraulidae
Product: chemokine-like protein TAFA-3
Exons: 5
Molecular function (GO): receptor ligand activity
Source: RefSeq, a predicted model, not a curated record
AUGAAGAUGGACCCUCUGAGGACAAACCUGCUGCUGCUGAUGCUACUGUUGCUGCUGCUCUGUGCCCUGGUCCUCUGCUCUCCGCCAGUGUCCACCGGCAACCAUCGCCCCCCAAGGGGACCCGCAGAAUAUGAAAGAUCAGCCUCUGAGGUACCUGACGUGUCUGUGAGGCCUGGCACCCAGGGCUGUACUGGUAAUCUGGCGUACAGGGCAUUUACCCGGUGGGCCGACAGUCCCCAGGGGCUCUGUCUGUGAAACCUGAGAGGUCAGAACCUAACACUCUCUCUCUCACCUGUGUUCACAGCUCUGUCUGUGAAACCCGGUACCUGUGAGGUGGUGGCUGCCCAUCGCUGCUGCAACAAGAACAGGAUCGAGGAGCGGUCGCAGACCGUCAAGUGCUCCUGUCUAACUGGCCAGGUGGCGGGGACCACAGAGGCACAACCCUCCUGUGUGGAAGCCGUCAUCGUGCGUCAGAAGUGGUGGUGCCAGAUGCGGCCGUGUCUGCUGGGGGAGGAGUGCAGGGUGCUGCCCGACCUCACCGGCUGGUCCUGCGUCUCCGGGAACAAGGUCAAGACAACCAAGGUGAGGAGGUGA